[Torrubiella] hemipterigena is the source of this 1846-nucleotide messenger RNA. Lineage: Eukaryota; Fungi; Ascomycota; Sordariomycetes; Hypocreales; Clavicipitaceae. The record is from the annotation of a GenBank genome assembly.
GCUAUAGGCGCUAAUACUGGGCGCUGUUUAUACUGUACAGCCACCACCACCAGCUUCUCACCGUACAGGGCGGGCAUCCCGGCUUUAGUGGCUGCCGUUUCUCCGCUCGCUGCAUGUCAGCCUCUCUCCUCAGCGCGCCAGCCCGCCUGUGCCGCCUUUCCUUUCGUCUCGUCUCGUUUCGUUUCCUCCGUUUCACUCUUUCUUGCAAUCUCGUAUUUUCCUCUUCCGUCGUUUGUCUUCUCUUUAUUUUCACACAACAAUUAGCGUGGAUCCGUUUCGUUUGACUUUUCUUUUCCUUGUCUCGCCAUCUGCAACACGCAAGUAGCCAACCCAGCUUCCAACAUCGCGCCACCAACCACACAAACACCCGCCUCGAUAUUCGAAGUUCUUUACCGCAGACAAGCUCUAGCCCCCGACGAACCAAUUCCCUCGCUACAGCGUGUCUGUUGCAAUGCCUGCCUAUCUGUGCCAUGGUUUCCGGUGGCAGCGCGCAGAUGUCCGAAUCUACGUCAUCAUGAACGACCUCGAGGAGGCGGCGCCAGAUUGGGUUGUUGGAACCACCACAGCCUCGCUGAUUCUCAACAACUUUGCCGACAACUUUGACUUUGUGCCCAUUGACGAGCAUGCCAAGCUUCACCCAGUAAAACCAACCGCCAAUGGCACCACACCCGCCUCGCCCGACGCCAUCGACGGCACCACGCGAGAUGCGAUGCCCGAUGACGCCGUGCUUCGACACGCCUGGUCGCCCGUCAAGCUCUUGGAGGAAUACGACCCCUCCAAUGAGACAUUCCAUGCGCGACCAUACGCCUACGUUGCUGAUUACGCAGUCCGCAUCGACUUAGGCGCCAGCAUCGCCGACGAAAUGGCUCGCUACGAAGAGCACACAAAGGGAUACGCCAGCUCGUCAUGGUUUGCGCAACUGCGCGACAAGGUCCAAGACGGCGCUGCCAUUGGUUGGCAUGUGGUUGUCUGCGGAGAUGGCGAGCGCGAUGUUCCCGCAGACGAAGAGGAAGAAGAUGGUGACGCUGAAGGAGCUGUUAGGAGUGUAGGAACAGUCAAGAACAGCGCGCUGCCUGUGGAGGACCCCGAGCUCCCUAAGACGAUGGAACUGCCCGCCAAGACUACCGAAGCUGUCGUGUCCAGGGAAGAAGGAAACCCGCCUACUGCACCAUCUGCGCCUGCCAUUAUCCAGCCCAAGCGUGAUAUCGAGCCUGAGCCCAUGACCCCGAUCAAAGUGGAAAAGAAUCGACCGGCACCAAAACUGCUUUCGGAUGCAGAUUCAUAUAGAAGCCAAGAUGUUGGUGCCGAGCCUGAGUCGCCUGCGCCACUGCUAGCAACUCCAGGCGCAAGCUCUGUCCACGGAGACGAAUGGCCUCUGCCCAACAGCCCACAACCGUCCGGCCAUGAGCUCACACCACGAGAAAGCACAUCGCGCGACUAUUCGCACAUGACACCACCGCCUGUGCCCGAAGACUCGCCCAGCGGCAAACCACGACAAAGCCUGCGAAGGAAGCUGAGCUUGAAGCGGCUAUUCAACCGCAAGGAGAGCUCCGAGUGGAAGACGACCACCACGAGUGCCAGCACCGGCAGCUAAAUCGAGAAGGAGAGAGAGAGAGAGCGGGGAUUGAUGAAGAACAACACGACUUGCAACGAUAUGAAAACCACUACCACUACCAUUACCACAAAGAUUAGGCACCCGCGAGACGGCAGAGCACAGCAUAGCACAGCACGGCGUGGACAGUAGCAGUAGCGCCUACCAAAUGUAUAUAUAGAACCUAGUUAUAACCGCCACCAGACAUGCAUGAAAAGAAACAAUCAGAUUAUCAAAACAAAAAUAUUUAUCACA